AUGGCCGCUUUUGCUUUGUUUCUACUUGUAUUUCCUGGUGCUUGCCUCGCUAGGCAUCUAAACCAGGAUUAUGGGUCUGUUUUUUGUGGAAGCUUGAAUAUCAGUUACCCAUUCCGAUUGAAAAACCAACCUCCUCAGUGUGGUGACCAUUUGUAUGAAGUUGAGUGUGAGACAAAUAACCGCACCACUUUGGUUUUGAGAGAGGGGAAAUUCUUAGUGGAAGAAAUCUUUUAUGAGAAUUAUGCGAUGCCAGUGGUUGAUGCGGGCCUGGACAUGGAUGAUUGCAACUCCUUUCCUCUCAGUUCCGUAUACUCUUAUUAUGAUACUUGUGUAUUGGAAAACGUCAUGAACUGGUUUAGUCUCCGUACGCCGGCGACUUUCCGUUUUAAGCGACACUGGAAACAAAAGCCAGCGGCAACGAAUGGGGAUGCAGCGAACGAACAAGAAGAGUCACCUCUCUAUAUUUCAACCUCUCGUUGUAGCAUCAACUCCAAUGCCUCUUCCUAUUGCUACUUUUUAGAGGAAAGAACUACGCCGUCUGAUUUCAGUCAAUCCUGUACUGUGGAAGCCCGGGUUCUAAUUGGGGUUGAUAAUAUCUUAGUCAUGUCUACGUUGGGUAUUUACAAUAAGCUAUCUGAGGGUGUUUUACUUGGAUGGGAGCUGGAGUACAACUUCACGGAGGAAUGCAUCUACAAACUUUCAUUUCAAGACGUGUAA
This is a messenger RNA of Hibiscus syriacus, 717 nucleotides long. RefSeq lists its product as uncharacterized. Gene Ontology annotation, molecular function: polysaccharide binding. NCBI's taxonomy places the organism in Eukaryota, Viridiplantae, Streptophyta, Magnoliopsida, Malvales, Malvaceae. The coding region runs from base 1 to 717 and encodes 238 amino acids. The transcript is spliced from 3 exons. The record is from RefSeq and is a predicted model, not a curated record.